Podospora anserina S mat+ is the source of this 1374-nucleotide messenger RNA. RefSeq lists its product as uncharacterized. The coding region runs from base 1 to 1374 and encodes 457 amino acids. Lineage: Eukaryota; Fungi; Ascomycota; Sordariomycetes; Sordariales; Podosporaceae. The transcript has 3 exons. The record is from RefSeq and is a predicted model, not a curated record.
AUGACGCUACCACUUCGCACCCGUGAGGCUCCCCAAGGUCCCCGAAAGCAGGUCCAGCUCCAACGGGCCACAGCUAGUGAUAUAAUGCCUCCCCUCGGUCCCUCCCGCCCCGGGUAUGGAAGCCCCUCGUUCGGAAUCCCUCCCGCCCCGGUCAUCGACCGUCCUCUUCAUCUCUGGGGUCAAACGACCCCAGUUCAAGUCCCCCAGGGCCAUCCGGGGGCUCAUUACGGACCAAUCCCUAUUCAGGGUACCCCUCAAGAUCGCUUCAGGCGCGAGGUUCUUGGUCGACGUGGAGAAGCCAUGGGUUCGGGGCCUAGAUGGACACCUGCUCCUCCCCUUGCCCAACAGUCUUUGAGGAGUAGCGGUGCCCUUCAGCCUUACACCCCCCGAGCCUCAUCGACGCCCCCUCAGACCGCUGAAGCGCUGGCGAACGCCCCCCAAAAGCUUUCAUUCGCGUGCCAACGGCGUCGCUUCAACCCAGUGUUCGAAGCCUUCGAAACCUCCGACGGCAGACACGGGUGCCAUGUCAAAAUAGACGGCGCACUGUUGAGAAGUGACCGUCUUUUUGAAACAGCCCGGCAAGCCAAGGAGGAUGCAGCCAUGAAAGGGUUGGAUUACCUUCGGCAGAACAGCCGGGCAAGUCGGUCUACGGUCCCCUCAGCGAGCUCAGGGGGCGAGCCAAGAACCCAGGCACGCCUCCUCCCAUCUCAAGCGUCAUCUUCCAUGCGUUCUGAAGCAUCCAUCGCUUACCUUGCGACCUCAGUUGCUCGUCUUGAGGCGACGAUCGCCCAUCUCCAGGCACCCGCUUCCAGUGCACGGGAUAACUUCACCCGAGUGCCUAUCAAGCAAGACCAAGAUGUCGAAAUGACGGGCGUCCCAGCUUCCGGUGGCACUCUGGUGUCCGUCAUCAGCGCGGCCCAGCAGGCAGAAUUGCUAAACCAAAUACAACGGAUCACUGGGAUGGACGUGAUAAAUCCAUCCAGGGAGAGUGCCGAGGUGACCUGUGCCUAUCUCGAAGGUUUGGCCGUGGGAUCACGGCUGGCCACGGUAGCACGCGGCCGUUCCCGCUCCCCUACCCGUUCUCCGCAGACUUCCCGAGGGCGUCGGCACCGUGAGCGUUCACCCGCCGACGCCCGGGUUCGGCUGACCCCGCCCCCAGUGUACCAGCGAUGGAGUGGCCGCCCUGCGACAGAUCGGUACCGUCCUGGUGAAGACCGGUAUUGUCCUGAUGAAGUCGGGCGUCUCCGUGACGACACCCGCUCUCGCAACAGGGGCAGUGGUUCAGUGGAAUCUGGGGUGACUUCUGGCCAUGGCAGUGGCAGGAGCUCCGAGAAUGAGAGUGGAAACACUCAUGAGAAGCGCUCCUUAUCUUGA